This is a messenger RNA of Dermacentor andersoni, 1573 nucleotides long. It is a transcript of the gene aay, whose product is annotated as phosphoserine phosphatase. Gene Ontology annotation, biological process: L-serine biosynthetic process; dephosphorylation. NCBI's taxonomy places the organism in Eukaryota, Metazoa, Arthropoda, Arachnida, Ixodida, Ixodidae. The record is from RefSeq and is a predicted model, not a curated record. Gene Ontology annotation, cellular component: cytoplasm. Gene Ontology annotation, molecular function: magnesium ion binding; L-phosphoserine phosphatase activity.
GCGCGGAGAGUGGCUAGUCUGUCGCCUCCCUGCGCACGACGGGCCCUGAUUGGCCACUCGAAGUCUAUUUUACGCUACCCUGUCCUCAUGCUCAAUCUCUUCUCGAGAUUUCUGGCCAUCUGUGUGGGUCAGCUUCAACAGCGGCCGCUGCGGUCUCGAGUCGGCGUCAAGCUGAACAGUGUACGAAGUAUCAGCACCAUGCCCGGAUCGGUGACUGAGAGUAACCUAACCGAGAGCCAAACACGUGCUAUGUGGAGAGCAGCCGAUUGCGUCUGCUUCGACGUCGAUUCUACGGUGUGUAUGGACGAAGCCAUCGACGAACUUGCCCGGUUUUCAGGCAGAGACAAGGAAGUUGCUGAAUUAACAAACAAGGCUAUGCGUGGGGGCAUGACAUUCAAGGAGGCACUGGAACUGCGCCUAGAACUCAUCCAGCCGACAGCACGCAUGCUUCAAGAAUACAUCGAACAAAACCCACCACGGCUGUCUGUUGGCAUUGAGGAGCUGGUGGCACAAUUGCAAUCUCGUGGAGUCGCUGUUUAUCUGGUCUCUGGGGGUUUCCGAUCCAUCAUCGAGGGAGUGGCAGAUGAGAUUGGCAUUCCUCGCAAGAACAUUUUUGCAAAUCAAAUAAAGUUCUACUUUAAUGGCGAGUAUGCCGGCUACGAUGAAAAGCAGCCAACAACUCAUCAGGAUGGCAAAGCUCGGGUGGUGUCUUUUCUAAAGCAGAAAUAUGGCUACCAGCGAGUUGUCAUGGUCGGUGAUGGGGCAACGGAUCUGGCAGCUUGCCCUCCUGCGGAUGCCUUCAUUGGAUACGGUGGAAACCAAGUGCGUGAAAAAGUCAAAAAGGCAGCUUCAUGGUUUGUCUACAGCUUCGAUGAACUAGUGCAGGAGCUGAACAGGAACUGACAUGACGCCACUUUUCUUUGUUGUGCCGCAUAUUUAUUUUUGUACAGUAUUUUAUUGCCCUUGUAGCCUGUUCUUAUUCAAACAAGGGGGGGCGCAUGGAGGCCGAGCUUCAUUUUGCGGCUGCCUUGAUAUUGUUGGUCAGGGACACCUGCUUGCUACCAGACAUAAUUCAUUCUAAAAUGAUUGGGUAUGGGAACUGGAAGUUGCAAAGGUGUUACAAAGAUAUCCAUUCAUGUGCUUCGAAGGAGUGACAACGGUGGUCCACAAGGCUGAGUGCUCAAAAAGUAUGAUCAUAUUGAUCAAACCAAUUUCACACUCACUGUGAAGAAAUGCAGCUUAGCCAAAAAAAAUUUUCUAGUGCAUUUCUUAAAAUCACUUACUGUGACGGCAAGGAGAGAUCUGUUUUAACACAAGCGUGCGCACCUUUUAUUUUUUUACACAUACAUGUUGUUUUAAAAUACGGCAAAUGAAUUUCGUUGCAAGGGUUCAAUGGGCCUGUUUUAUAUUAUUUUAUGGAAAGUCAAAAGGUACCUGAAGUAGAAAGUUGCUUGUCAGUUUGUUCUGGACGUGCAGUUUAAACCUCGAAACCAUAUCCCAAUUUUGUCGUGCCAUCUUAGUCAAAUAACUUGAGCGGUCGGCCCUUUAUGCUAAAUAAAAUUCGCACUCCCUA